This is a messenger RNA of Fusarium sp. VM40, 1506 nucleotides long. The record is from the annotation of a GenBank genome assembly. Lineage: Eukaryota; Fungi; Ascomycota; Sordariomycetes; Hypocreales; Nectriaceae.
AUGUCUGGUCUUUCGAGCUGCCCGCCCUCUGAGGACAAAGAAGAACCACAGGUGCCAGAAACUGUCAAGUCAGAUGAUGUCAUCCCGGUGCAUCUUUUCGACGACUCUACAGCAGCUCGUGGGAUAGUGUUAGUAUGGACAUUCCGAUUUGAGGAUGUUAUGAAUCCUCAAAAGUUGUGCGAUGCUCUGUCGGAACUCUUCGGUAUGAGUGGCUGGAGGAGAUUGGGCGGAAGGUUCAGAAUGAAGCCAGAUGGAGGUCUUGAGAUACACGUUCCUGAGAAAUUCACAGAAGAACGCCCGGCUGUGUUGUUCACUCAAGAGAACCAUGAUAUUCCAUUGUCUGAACAUCCCUUAGCAUCCAAAUUGCCUGAACCAAAUGGCAAGAUUAGUACCUAUCCCGGGCCGAAAGAAUUAUGUUCUCUUGGACUUAGCUCAAAAACCCCAAAGAACAUGGACGGCUAUGUCAAUAGCGAUGCACCCCAGUUCUGUCUACAUGUUCACACUUUCACAGAUGGCACUCUCGUUUCCAUCACCCACUCCCAUGUAUCGACUGACUUGAUGGGCUUGGCCUCUAUCUUUGAAGCCUGGAGCCUGGUUCUCGCUGGGAAGUCUGAGAAUGUUGCUCCUAUGGCGGGAUACCGUCAAGAUAUUUUUCACGACAUGCUCAAGUCUGCACCAGAGGAACGUCACGUCCUCGCAGACAGAAUUCUCGACCGCGGGAAAUUUUACGAAUGGGGUACACGUAGCCUAUCCGCGUCGCAGCAAUGUUCUGAUAUCCAAUCUCGAACAUUGUGUAUCCCGAGACACGCCCUGGACAAGAUGAUGCAGGAAGCGAAAGGCCAUCUUACAAGGGAAGAAACGCAAAACGCAAUGCCAUUUAUCAGCGAAGGAGAUGUGUUCACAGCUAUUGCAUGCCAAACACUGGCAAAGUACCAAGGCGAGGGCUCCCAAGAUGAAUUGUUGAAUAUCAUGGCAGUUGACCCUCGCAGUCGAGUAAAGUCCGUAUUCUCACCAGACGUAGCUUACGUCCAAAACUCCCCGACUAAUAUCUUCUACUUUUGUCGCGCCAACGAGGUCGUGGACAUGCCUAUAGGGAAGCUCGCGCUUCUGGUACGACAGACAAUACAGACACAGACCACUGAAGAGCAACUCAAGAUUACAACAGCUCUCUCUGUGGAUUCAAUGAAGGCUAUGGAGAUGCCAGUUAUUUUCGGUGGCGUAGAUAUGACUGCCCAGUUCAUGUCGAAUUGGACAAAAGGGAACCUUGCUGAGAAACUUGACUUUAGCCCUGCGAUUGCACGGCCGGCUGCAGCCGAAACCAGAAAAGGGAGACGUGGACAUCCUGUCUACUAUCAAGCGUCUGAUCCAUCACACAACACGGUCUCGGUCAUAUCAAGCGUGUUUGUGGUUGUGGGCAAAGAUUACGAAGGGAACACCUGGUUUUCAAAUUCUUUGCCGGCGGAAAUGUGGUCACAUUUAAUGGAGUAUCUAGAAAAGUUUCAAUAG